Messenger RNA from Hipposideros armiger (great roundleaf bat), 1214 nucleotides. It is a transcript of the gene RPAIN, whose product is annotated as RPA interacting protein. The record is from RefSeq and is a predicted model, not a curated record. Lineage: Eukaryota; Metazoa; Chordata; Mammalia; Chiroptera; Hipposideridae. Gene Ontology annotation, biological process: protein import into nucleus. Bases 434 to 1093 code for a protein of 219 amino acids. Gene Ontology annotation, cellular component: PML body; nucleus. The transcript has 7 exons.
AUCGCUAGUGGAAUGCCAAUUGCCAGUCAAGUAUUUAUUCUGAAGCGAAAGCGAGCGGGACGAGGGCAAUAGGCCAGUGCCUGCUUAGAGAAAGUUUUGGAGCGGCGGGAAGUCAAGAACCUGGGGGAGAACGUGACACCUGUGUAUCUGAUUGCUUAUUGGACACCUCCACCUGGGUAAACCUGGACAUACAAAACCUUUCCUCAAGACUUACCUCCCUCAACCCAGGGUAGGUUAACAUCACAAAAGUCACUACUUCAGUUACCUAUCCUUUGGUUGCCCAAAUCUGUCUCCUUGUUGGGCAGUCCAGGAAGACAGCACUUCCCAGAAUUCCCUGCCGUGUAGUGCGAUCAGCAACCAGAAACUAUAACUCCCAGGGUUCUGCGCGCCCCAGGGGGCGGGGACUUCUGGCGGCGAGUCUGGUGAAGAGGAGAUGGCACAGCCGUCAGGAUCUCGGCGUCGCUCGCUGUACAAACUGGGCUCGCCUCCUUGGAAAGAGGCUUUCAGGCAGGGAUGCCUGGAAAGAAUGAGAAACAGCCGGGAGAGGCUCCUGAACAAAUAUCGCCAGGCUGGAGGCAAUACUGCGCCAGGGAGAACUCAGAACACCCUUCUAGUGCAAGAGGUGAUGGAAGAAGAGUGGAAUGCUUUGCAGUCAAUGGAAGGAUGUCCAGAGGCCUUGGCUCAGUUGGAGGAGCCGAUGGACUUGGCUGUGCUGGAGGAAAUCCAACAGGAGUUGAUUGACCAAGAACAGGCCAUUAUCCGUGAAUAUGAGAAGAGCUUGCAGUUUGAUGAAAAGUGUCUCAGCAUCAUAUUGUCUGAGUGGGAAGCAAACUCCCUCAUCUGUCCUGUGUGUACAAAGUACAACCUGAGAAUAACAAGCGGUGUGGUCAUGUGUCAGUGUGGCCUGUACAUCCCAUCUCAUUCUCCAGAGUUGACAGAGCAGCAACUCCGUGCUUUGUUAGAAGCCAGUGUGAAUGAGCACAGUGCACACUGUCCCCACACACCUGAAUUUUCAGUCACUGAAGGGACAGAAGAAAAGUCCAGCCUUCUCAUGAGCUGUCUGGCUUGUGAUACUUGGGCUGUGAUCAUCUAAAGCCAGCCUUUACUCUCUUUGUUCUACUGGAUUGGAAACAAUUCAUUCCAUCUGAGAAGGGGCCUUGUAAAUAUAAACUUUUCAUUUAUAAUUUAUUUUGUAUUAAAACUUUUUAAAUGUC